Didymodactylos carnosus is the source of this 789-nucleotide messenger RNA. NCBI's taxonomy places the organism in Eukaryota, Metazoa, Rotifera, Eurotatoria, Philodinida, Philodinidae. The record is from the annotation of a GenBank genome assembly.
AUGAGGAAAACAGCAACAGAUUCUCAAUACCAGCUGAGAAGAACAAGCGGAUCACAAGAUGAUGAACAAUCGUCAUCGUCGCUUUCUGAUCAGCGAAAGUUACCACUACAACAACUACAACAAUACCCGCUAAUACAACAACGAUUACAUCAACAACCAGUACAACAACAACAUCAACAACGUCAACCACUAGUACUUCGAGUACAACAACAACAACGAUCACAUCAACAGGUGAUUACAACGAUACCUACAACAGCGGCUCCCUCGUGCUCAGCAGCUGCCUCCACCACUAUGGCCACCGGUCAACUUGUGUACUUAACCAGCACUUCACCAAGCAACACCUACGCAAAUUACACUUAUAACUUUACAGCAACAUCGGUACUGUCCACCCUUCGAUUUGCUUUCAAGGGUGGUGGCGCUGGAGGUAGUCCCGGUCCUCAUCGUUGGUAUUUGGAUAACGUGUCCGUAAAAGAAAAGAAUACAUCCAAUACAGAAAUGUUAAUCAACGGCGGCUUUGAAAUGGGCGAUCUCACCGGAUGGACACUAUUUUGUAACAGCUCAUGUGGUAGCGGUACAAGUGGAGUGGUAGUUGCAGACGCGACUUAUUGCUAUGUAGCGACAGGUUCGUCGUACUGUUAUUACGAUUGGUGUAAUGGUGGUGGUUCCGGCAAUUAUGAUUACAUCAGUCAAUCAUUUACAAGUGUCAUUGGUUAUUGGUAUGUGAUGAGGUUUUCCCUUCGUCAAAGUGGCACUGGUGGGCCAGUUGAACUGUAUGCGAGCAUGAAUUAA